This is a messenger RNA of Malaclemys terrapin pileata, 2381 nucleotides long. RefSeq names its product mex-3 RNA binding family member B (gene MEX3B). Lineage: Eukaryota; Metazoa; Chordata; Testudines; Emydidae. Gene Ontology annotation, molecular function: RNA binding. The coding region runs from base 416 to 2074 and encodes 552 amino acids. The record is from RefSeq and is a predicted model, not a curated record. The transcript has 2 exons.
AGACCGAGGAGGGGAGAAGAGGAAAAAACGCUGAGUGAGUGGAGUGGAGUCUGGGAGGGGCUCCUUAAAGAAACGCUGCCAUCGCUUGGCAUUGUGGCCAGCAAGGAACUCAAGGGGGGGAAAUCAUCGGAGCUCCUCUCGCUGUUCUUCCCCCCCACCCCACCCCCAGCCAAAAAAACUUCGGGGGGGAGUCGUGGGGGGGUGCUGAAAACAUCUUAUAAACCGGAUUGCACUGAAAAAAAAAAGAUACAAAAUAUACAAGCAAAAGGCAACUGAUCCCCGGUCUCCAGCACUCGCCUUCCCUCCCUUUCCUCCUCUCCUGCUGGCCAUCUGCCUUGGGUUUUCCUUUGUGUCUGAUCUUUUACUACUGAACCGAGUGCAGGAGGAGGAGGAGGGUGGAACACACACCGGGACUAUGCCCAGCUCGCUUUUUGCAGACAUGGAGAGGAACGGGAGCGGCGGCGGCGGAGGAGGUGGUGGAGGGGGAGAGACCCUGGAUGACCAAAGAGCCCUUCAGAUAGCCCUGGAUCAGCUUUCCCUGCUGGGGCUGGAUAACGACGAGACGAGCUCCAUCUACGACAACGAGCCUCGGAAAAAGAGCGUGAACAUGACAGAAUGCGUCCCGGUGCCCAGCUCCGAGCAUGUCGCUGAGAUAGUGGGGAGGCAAGGUUGUAAAAUCAAAGCUCUGCGGGCAAAGACCAACACCUACAUCAAGACCCCGGUUCGCGGGGAGGAGCCGCUCUUUGUUGUGACGGGCAGAAAGGAAGAUGUGGCCAUGGCCCGGAGGGAGAUCAUCUCGGCGGCCGAGCAUUUCUCCAUGAUCCGGGCCUCCAGGAACAAGAACACCGCUCUGAACGGCACCGUCCCGGGGCCCCCUAACCUGCCCGGCCAGACCACCAUCCAAGUGCGGGUGCCUUACCGGGUGGUGGGGCUGGUGGUGGGGCCCAAGGGGGCCACGAUCAAGCGCAUCCAGCAGCAGACGCACACUUACAUCGUGACCCCGAGCCGGGACAAGGAGCCGGUCUUCGAGGUGACGGGCAUGCCGGAGAACGUGGACCGCGCCCGGGAGGAGAUCGAGGCGCACAUCGCCAUGCGCACCGGGGGCAUCAUCGAGCUCACGGACGAGAACGACUUCCACGCCAACGGCACGGACGUGGGCUUCGAGCUGAACGGGCCGGGCAGCCUGUGGAGCAAGCCCACCCCGCCCAGCAUCACCCCCAGCCCGGGCCGCAAGCCCUUCUGCAGCUACCGCAACGACAGCUCCAGCUCGCUGGGCAGCGCCUCCACCGACUCCUACUUCGGGGGCGGCACCGGGGGCGGCGGCGGCGGCGGCAGCAGCGCCCGGCUGGCCGACUACAGCCCGCCCAGCCCGGCUCUCAGCUUCACCCACAACGGCAACAACAACAACAACAGCGUGUACGGCGGGGAGGCGCUCUCCUCCCCGGACUGCUGCGCCGAGCUGCCCUUCGACUCCCCGCCCGGCUUCGACCUGGCCCCCGCCCCGCCGCCCGGCGCCCCCCUGCUCUGGUCCCAGUUCGAGCGCGGCCCCGCCGCCGCCACCACCCCGUCCUCGCCCGCCUUCCCGGCCGCGGCUCCCUCCAACGCCAACCUGGCGCUGCUGGUGAGCACGCAGAGGCGGGGCUGCGUGGCCCCACCCCCGGCCCGGCUCUCCCCGCCUCUGCAUGGCAGCGGGGGCGUGGCGGAGCAUCCCCUGGCCCGGCGAGUGCGCAGCGACCCCGGCGGGGGUGGGGGCCGCUUGCUCUCCUCCGCUUCCUACCCUCUGUACGCCAACGGGCUGGGCUCGCACCUGCCGGGGCUCCCCUCCGACUCCUCGGCCUCCUCCUCCUCCUCGUCCAGCUCUUCCUCCAGCUCCUCGUGCUCUUCCUCCGGCAUGAGGAGGAAAGGCAGCCGCGACUGCUCCAUCUGCUUCGAGAGCGAAGUGAUCGCAGCCCUGGUCCCCUGCGGCCACAACCUCUUCUGCAUGGAGUGCGCGAACCGCAUCUGCGAGAAGACGGAGCCCCAGUGCCCCGUCUGCCACAGCGCAGUUACUCAGGCCAUCCGUAUAUUUUCCUAAAAAAAGUCACAAACGCAGAGCCUGGGUCUGUACUGCGUGGUGUCCCGAUUAGCUUUUAAAGCUGCAGUAUCCGCACAUUUGAAAAGGGACCUAACUUGCAGGAUUACUUUUGCAUUGAGUGUACUGUAGCGUAGGGUGGGUUAGGGGGAUAUUUGUAACAUCUGAUGCAUGCUAUAAAUAAUAACGAACGACUACAUUCUAGUACUAGACUAGUUUUUACACUGUACUUUAAUACGAAGCUUCCAAGACUUAAUUUUUUAUUUUAUUUUAAAGUAGAAAAUGCUUAUGAUGAUGAUAAUGAUGGUGU